Molecule: messenger RNA, 2311 nt
Organism: Python bivittatus (Burmese python)
Lineage: Eukaryota; Metazoa; Chordata; Lepidosauria; Squamata; Pythonidae
Source: RefSeq, a predicted model, not a curated record
GGCGGAGGCGGCGGCAUAGCCUCGGCGGCGACGGCAGGCGAGCUGGAGUCUGCUUCUCCUCGCUGCAAUAAAAUGAAGGGUCAGAUGCAGUCCGGGCGAGCCAGAGGUUUCCGCGUCUCUGCCCCAGACCAGAGCAGUAGAAGGCAGGAGAGACUGAGAGUGCACGUCGCCCACUUCUCCACACCCGGUGCGGGCAGUGCACACACCACACCGCAGCUCCCCCCUUCCCCCGCCAGCAGCCCCCCUUCCUCCUCCUCCUCCUCCUCAAUUCUUCGCAAAUCAGUUAACUUUUUCUUCUGCUUCCCUCUGGAAUGGAGAAGUGAUCGGACAUUCUUUACGGGGAAGAAGGGGAAAUGUCUCCGGACGAAUAAGAGACACGCAGAUUUUAAGAGACUCUCGGCUCCUUCUGAUGGUACUAGACAGGAAGAAGCCGAAGAAGAGCUUAGCGAGGAAGAGCAUUGGUUUGGGAACUCUUCAGAAACCCCAUCAGAAGCAUCUUAUGGAGAAGUCCAGGAGAACUUCAAAUUAUCCUUUGAGGACAGGAUUCAAGAGCAAUCCACAUCUCCAGACACUUCUUUGGGAAGCGGGACUCCUAGCAGCAACACAUUGGAGUUGGUGGCUGUUGAGAAUGAGGCCAUAAGGGAUGUAUUACAGAACAAGGAACACCUCUCCUCUAGUGUAUCUUCUAUCUGUGAGGAUGACACUCCUGGCCCAAACAAACCAUUGAGUAGUAACUUGAGACGUCUGCUGGAGGCUGGUUCUCUUAAGCUAGACACUACUGUCACAGUUAAUGGACAGGUUGAGUCCCCUGUAAAUCUUGGCUCGAAUAUCUCUUUUUCUCCACCUACACAUCAUGCUCAGCAGCUAAGUGUCCUUGCUAGAAAGCUAGCUGAAAAACAGGAACAAAAUGAUCAGUAUGGCCCAAACACAGGGUUCAUAUGGAAUCAAGGCAAAUGGUUGCCAAACUCUAUGCCCUCUUGCGGCUUGUCUCCAGAUUCAGCAAUCCUAAAAUUGAAAGCCGCUGCCAAUGCAGUCCUUCAGGACAAAUCUCUUUCUCGAACUGAAGAUCCAACAAUAAGGUUUGAAACCUUUUCCUCACCGUUUAGUUCUCAGUCAGCAAGCUCCACCUUAGCUGCGUUAUCAAAGAAGGUCAGUGAAAGAAGCAUGACUCCUGGGCAGGACCACUCACCACCAGCAAGUUCUUUUCUUUCUCUCGCCUCAAUGACUUCUUCAGCAGCCCUACUCAAGGAGGUUGCUGCAAGAGCUGCAGGCAGCCUUUUGGCUGAGAAGAAAAAGUCACUAGUUGUAGAAGAUCCCCUGCAGCUUUCAGACAUGAAGCAAGAGAAAGUGACUCCACCACAGUCUUUGGAACUAUUGUUACUUCCAGCCCCUAAAGGAAGAGCUUCUAAAACCACAAAUUCAGCCUCAGAAGAAGAAAGUGGAAAACCUUUCCAAUGUCCAAUCUGUGGCUUGGUUAUAAAAAGGAAGAGCUACUGGAAGCGACACAUGGUGAUCCAUACAGGCUUAAAAAGUCAUCAGUGUCCUUUAUGUCCAUUUCGUUGUGCACGUAAGGACAAUCUGAAAUCACAUAUGAAGGUUCACCAGCACCAGGACCGGGGAGAGACAUUUCAGUGCCAGCUGUGCCCAUUUACUUCCUCUCGCCAUUUCAGUCUCAAACUCCACAUGCGUUGCCAUCAACACUUCCUGAGGACAGAAGCCAAAGUGAAGGAAGAGAUCCCAGAAAUGGAUGUCAAGGUCUCACCACUACUCAGUGACAAUUCCAGAAUGGGGCAGGAGGUGGAUGGAGGAACAGACCAUGUAGGGACUACUGCUGCCUCUAGAUCUCCUGAUGCACUUGGACAGAUGGGAACUGCCAUCCCACCUCUGCUAGUCAAAGAAGAACCCAAAGAUGACAGCAGUGCCCCUAGCCCCUCUUUUGCCCUCAAUGUUGUUGACAGAAUUGCCAACAGCACAAAGCUAAAAGACUCCAUUGACUUUGUGACCAAUACAGCAUCAGCACUUUUCAGCCAGGAUAUCUCAGUCAAGAUGGCAUCAGAUUUUCUCAUGAAGCUCUCAGCUGCAAAUCAAAAAGAACCAUUGACGCCUACAUUUAAAGUGAAAGAUGAACCGAAAGAUGAGGACAAUGCAAGUUCCACGUCGUCCAAAACCAGUUAUGGUUUUAGUCAUGAACCUGAAGUAUCUGCGCCAAGUAUUCCUAAGGAGAAUCUCAAACCACAAGAAGUGCCAGCAAAUGUUCUGCAGCAGGAUAUGUCAGUCAAAGCAGCAUCUGAACUUCUCAUGAAAUUAUCAG